UGCGAAAUACGAAUUUGGAUCUGGGUGUAGGUUAUGUUGUUCAGUAGUAAUUUUUAUUAUAUUUAUAAUUUGUGAUAUUUACAACUAAAACAACCAUGCCAAUUUAUGAGACGUUAAGCAGUGAUAAAUUAACUGUCGUUCUUGAUAUAGGAUCUGCAUAUACAAAAUUUGGCUUUUCUGGUGAAUUUGCUCCUAGGACAAUUAUAAAAUCGGUAGCUAGAUGUAAGAAAUCUGGUCAGCUAAGAAGAAUAUGGGAUUACGAAUCUGCUGAAGAUCUUUAUGAUCUAUUGGUAGAAUUCUUGCAUGUAAUUUAUUUUAGAUAUGCUCUCUUAAGUCCAAAAGACAAACCUGUAAUCAUUGUUGAAUCCUUGCUCUGCCCGACUCUGUUUAGAGAAACUUUAGCGAAGGUUUUAUUUUCCCACUAUGAAAUAUCAAUGAUGCUUAGUUUACCUUCACAUUUAGUUAGUCUGGCCAGUAUUGCAGUUGAUACUGCUGUGGUUGUAGAUAUUGGAUACAAAGAAGCUGUGGUAAUUCCAGUUUGUCAUGGUUUGCCAAUGAUCCAAGCUUGGCAAGCACUACCUAUAGGAGCUGAAGCUAUACACAACAAAUUGAGAACACUGCUUAGUGGUAACAACACAGGAAUACAAAAUUUAUCAGAAGAAACAUUGGAGGAUAUUAAAGUAAGAUGUUGUUUUGUAACAGAGAAAAAUAGAGCUGAACAAUUAGCACAAGCAAAACCUGAUAUAGUUGCUUGUCCAGAUGUGAAAUAUCCAAUAGGUGGAACAGAGAGUAUAGUAGUUACUGGAAAAGUCAGGGAAAGAACUUUUGAAAUAUUGUAUGAGGAAGAUAAUGAUCACUACUGUUUGUCAACUAUGAUACUUGAUGCAAUAUUACAAGUAGAUCUAAAUCUUAGACAGAAAUUAUCUGAGAAUUUGUUAUUAAUUGGUGGAACAACUAUGAUACCAGGUUUCAAAGCCAGAUUAAAAGAAGAACUAGAGCAUCAAUUGAAAAAUGAACGUUACAGCAAAUUACAUUUGAAAGGAUUUGGUUUUCAUUCUGCUCCGUGCAAAGAAAAUUAUACUGCAUGGCUAGGAGGUGCAAUAUAUGGGGCAACUGAGCUUUUGAACAUGAAGGCAGUAACGAAAGAAAUUUAUUUUAAAGGCAACAAAUUACCUGAUUGGGUCCAUCUAAGAGAAGGAGGUCGAACGCUUUAGAUGUUUUUAUAAUUUUUAUUCUUAUUAAUUUUUAUAUGUGCAUUAAUAAUACCUUUCUUGUUCUUCUGGCAUCUCAGCUUUUUUGCAAAUAAUAUUUUGUGAAUAAACAGAUAUUUUAGAUGAAACAGUUUGUGAAAUAAAUUCUUUUUACUUCAGUUUCAACUUCCACAUCAGAAAUUUUAAACAUAGCUACCAAUGAGCAAACGGAAAAGUCAAAUAAAGGAUUUAAUAAAUAUCUUACACUCAUGUAUUAAUCAAAGCUUAUUUAUUUAUAAUUGUAUACCUAUUUAAUAAAAUAAAUUUUUUAUUAAC
This is a messenger RNA of Diabrotica balteata, 1526 nucleotides long. NCBI's taxonomy places the organism in Eukaryota, Metazoa, Arthropoda, Insecta, Coleoptera, Chrysomelidae. The record is from the annotation of a GenBank genome assembly.